Magnolia sinica is the source of this 4907-nucleotide messenger RNA. RefSeq names its product nuclear pore complex protein NUP155. Gene Ontology annotation, cellular component: nuclear pore; nuclear pore inner ring. The record is from RefSeq and is a predicted model, not a curated record. Bases 196 to 4689 code for a protein of 1497 amino acids. The transcript is spliced from 13 exons. Gene Ontology annotation, molecular function: structural constituent of nuclear pore. Gene Ontology annotation, biological process: transcription-dependent tethering of RNA polymerase II gene DNA at nuclear periphery; RNA export from nucleus; protein localization to nuclear inner membrane. Lineage: Eukaryota; Viridiplantae; Streptophyta; Magnoliopsida; Magnoliales; Magnoliaceae.
AAAUCCUCUUUUCCCUCCCGCCCUCUCUCUCUCUCUAAAAUCCGUCGCUCACCCUUUCGUUUCCUCUCUCCGACAUUCAUUCUCUUUCAGGCUUCUCCAUUCGCUUUCAAUCUAGUGUUUUGCCCUCUCAUCUCAAUCCAUCUCUUGAUUUAUAGGGCUUUUUUUUUUUUUUUUUUUUGAAUUUCUCUUCCAUACAUGUCGUGGGAAGAUGAGACAGUGGGCCCUGAUAUCGCCAGUGCGGGCCGUCUCAUCAGCGACCGCAUUGGCAGAGAUGUCGCGGCCCAGCUCGAUCUUGAAGAAGCUCUAGAGGCUUCCAGAUACGCCAGCCAUCCCUACUCGUCCCAUCCCAAAGAGUGGCCUCCAUUGGUUGAGGUGGUAGAUACUCGAGAGUUGCCUCCUGUACUUAUUGAAAGAUAUAAUGCAGCUGGCGGGGAGGGAACUGCUUUAUGUGGCAUUUUUCCCGAGAUACGCCGAGCUUGGGCAUCAGUGGAUAAUUCAUUGUUUCUAUGGCGUUUUGACAAGUGGGAUGGUCAGUGCCCUGAAUAUAGCGUUGAGGAGCAAGCUAUUUGCGCUGUUGGCCUUGUCAAAUCUAAGCGUGGAAUUUUCGUGGGAGCCAUCCAAUAUCUUUUAGUGUUAGCCACUCCUGUUGAGUUGAUUCUCGUAGGAGUAUGCUGCACCGGAAGGGGGGAGGGAACAGAUCCAUAUGUGGAGCUUUCCUUGCAGCCUUUACCAGAGUACACGAUACCAUCUGAUGGAGUCACUAUGACCUGCAUUACAUGUACAGAUAAGGGUCAUAUUUUCCUCGCAGGCCGUGAUGGACAUAUUUAUGAGAUGCAGUAUACAACUGGCUCGGGCUGGCACAAACGUUGUCGUAAAGUUUGCCUCACAGCAGGUCUGGGUAGUCUUAUUUCAAGGUGGGUCUUACCAAAUGUUUUUAAAUUUGGAGCCGUUGAUCCAAUUGUUGAGAUGGUUGUUGAUAAUGAAAGACAUAUUCUAUAUGCACGAACUGAAGAUAUGAAACUUCAGGUGUUUGAUCUGGGAGUAAAUGGCGAUGGCCCACUUAAGAGAAUUGCUGAAGAGAGGAAUUUGAUUGAUCAGAGGGACGGACAAUAUGGUGGUCGGCGGUCUGCAGGAUCAAGAGCGGUUUCUCGGGCAGCAAAACCAUCUAUAGUUUGCAUUGCGCCUUUAUCUACAUUGGAAUCAAAGUGGCUGCAUCUCGUUGCUGUUUUGUCAGAUGGGAGAAGAAUGUACCUUUCCACUGCUCCAUCUGGUGGGAAUAACAGUUCUGUUGGAGGCUUGGCUGGACUAAGCAAUGCUCAUCAAAGACCAUGCUGCCUAAAAGCUGUAACAAUCAGGCCUUCACCUCCUUUAGGGGUUGGAGGUGGGCUUACUUAUGGGUCUGUAGCUGGUAGAUCCCAGACUGACGAUCUGACCUUGAAAAUAGAAACAGCCUAUUAUUCUGCCGGCACUCUUGUCCUUUCCGAUUCCUCACCCCCUACCAUGUCCUCUCUUCUGAUCAUCAACAGGGAUCCAAGUACACAAUCAUCUAUAUCUAGUAACUUUGGAAUGAGCUCAAGAAGUUCUCGAGCAUUGCGGGAAUCAGUAUCAUCCCUACCCAUAGAGGGCCGGAUGCUUUUUGUCACUGAUGUUUUACCGCUGCCAGAUAUGGCAGAUACUGUGCUGUCAUUGUAUUCAGAUGUAGAAUCUUGUGUAUUUGAAGGUUCACGGGAGUCAUGUGAAAAGGCAACUGUGAAACUUUGGGCUAGAGGGGAUCUGGCAACUCAACAUAUCUUACCGAGGAGGAGAGUUGUUGCGUUCAGUACCAUGGGCAUGAUGGAAGUCGUUUUCAACAGGCCAGUGGACAUUCUGCGGAGGUUGUUAGAGUCCAAUGCACCAAGAUCAAUAUUAGAAGAUUUCUUCAAUCGUUUUGGAGCUGGAGAGGCUGCUGCAAUGUGUUUAAUGCUGGCUGCAAAGCUGGUCUAUGUCGAGGACAACCUAAUUAGCAACACAAUUGCUGAAAAGGCAGCUGAAGCAUUUGAGGAUCCGAGAGUUGUUGGAAUGCCGCAACUCGAAGGUAGCAGUGCAUUGGCAAACACCAGAACUCCGCCUGGAGGCUUCAGCAUGGGGCAGGUUGUUCAAGAGGCUGAGCCUGUUUUUUCUGGUGCCCACGAAGGCCUUUGCUUGUGCUCAUCGAGGUUGCUUUAUCCUGUGUGGGAGCUUCCUGUUAUGAUUGUCAGAGGUGAAGUUGGUUCUGAUGUUGGGCCUGAAAAAGGGGUGGUUGUCUGCCGACUCUCUGUUGGGGCGAUGCAAGUGAUGGAAAGCAAGAUUCGCUCCUUAGAGCAGUUUUUAAGGUCGAGAAGAAACCAGAGAAGGGGGCUCUAUGGUUGUGUUGCUGGCAUGGGAGAUAUAACCGGUUCUAUUUUGUAUGGAACUAGUUCUGAUUUAGGAGCUGGGGACCGUAAUAUGGUAAGGAAUUUGUUUGGUACAUAUUCUCGAAAUAUGGAGUCAAGUAAUGGUGUCACAUCUGGAAAACGUCAACGACUUCCAUACUCUCCUGCAGAAUUGGCUGCGAUGGAGGUCAGGGCGAUGGAAUGUGUUAGGCGGUUGCUCCGAAGGUCUGGUGAAGCUCUCUUUCUACUUCAUCUUCUUUCACAUCAUCAUGUUGCACGGUUGGUACAGUCCUUAGAUGCUAAUCUACGCCAACAACUAGUUCAGUUGACGUUCCAUCAACUAGUUUGUUCCGAAGAGGGUGACCUGCUUGCGACAAGGCUUAUAGCUGCGCUUAUGCAGUAUUAUGUGGGUCCUGAUGGAAGGGGGACAGUCGAUGAUAUCAGUGGGAAACUACGGGAAGGUUGUCCUAGCUAUUACAAUGAAUCGGACUACAAAUUUUUCCUAGCAGUUGAGUGUCUCGAGAGAGCUGCUGUCACAGCUGAUGCUGAGGAGAAGGACAAACUUGCAAGAGAUGCUUUCAGCUUCUUAACCAAAGUUCCGGACUCUGCAGAUUUGGGCACUGUAUGCAAACGAUUUGAAGACUUAAGGUUUUAUGAAGCCGUUGUCCAAUUACCACUGCAGAAAGCUCAGGCUCUUGAUCCAUCAGGCGAUGCUCUCAAUGAAAAGGUUGAUGCAAGCCGCCGAGAAAAUGCACUUGCUCAACGUAAGCAAUGCUAUGAGAUAAUCAUCAAUGCACUGCGUUCUUUAAAGGGUGAUGUUGGCAGAGGAUCACAGAGGGAGUUUGGCACUCCUGUUCGACCUGCUGGUACACGACCUGUCCUUGAUCAGGCUUCGCGGGAUACAUGCAUUCGCCAGAUUGUUCAACUUAGUGUUCAGUGGCCUGACAGAGCCUUUCACGAGCAUUUGUACAGGGCGAUGAUUGAUAUGGGCCUGGAAAAUGAAUUGUUGGAGUAUGGAGGUUCUGAUUUAGUACCUUUUCUGCAGAGUGCUGGCCGGGAGCCGAUACAAGAGGUUCAGGCUAUUUCCACAAUAAUAUCAGCGGCUUCUCCCAUAGGGCAUAUGCAGGAAUCUACUCCUAACAUUGCCAAGUAUCUUGAACUUCUAGCACGGUAUUAUGUCUUGAAGCGGCAGCAUAUCCUUGCAGCUCACGUCUUGUUAAGAUUGGCAGAAAGGCGCCACGCUAAUGCAAGUUACGGCCCUACAUUAGAACAGAGGCGCCAGUACCUCAUUAAUGCUGUUCUGCAGGCAAAAAACGCCAGUAGCAUCAGUGGUCCUGGAAGUUCUGCUGAGGGUAGUUAUGAUAAUGGAUUGUUGGAUUUGGUUGAAGGGAAGCUUGCGGUUCUUCGUUUUCAAAUGAAAAUCAAAGAAGAAUUGGAGGCAAUAGCAUCAAGGUUGGAAGAUUCUUCUGGCACUAAUGGGUCACCUUCAGAUGAUGCCUCCCCCCAAAGGAACCUGGUGGCUGAUGCCAAUAUUGCAAAUGCUGCUAGAGACAAAACUAAAGAGUUAUCACUAGAUUUGAAGAGUAUUACCCAAUUAUAUAAUGAAUAUGCAGUUCCAUUUGAGCUUUGGGAGAUAUGCCUGGAAAUGCUAAACUUUGCAAAUUAUUCUGGAGACAUUGAUAGUGCUAUCGUUAGAGAAACCUGGGCUAGACUCCUUGAUCAAGCUCUUUCAAGGGGUGGUGUUGCAGAAGCUUGCGCUGUGAUAAAGAGGGUGGGAUCCCAGCUUUAUCCUGGAGAUGGGGCUUCCCUACCUUUAGAUAAUCUGUGUCUUCAUCUUGAGAAGGCAGCACUGGAGCGAUUUGUCUCAGGAGCUGAACUUGUCGGGGAUGAGGAUGUUGCGAGGGCUCUUCUGGCAGCUUGCAAGGGUGCAGCUGAACCUGUAUUGAGCGUUUAUGAUAAAUUGUUAACAAAUGGAGCUAUUUUUCCAUCACUGAAGCUCAGGUUACGCCUACUCCGGUCAGUGCUUGUGGUGCUUCGUGAGUGGGCCAUGUCUUUACUGGCUCAAAAAAUGGGCACAAGCACAACAGGAGCUUCCCUCAUUCUUGGUGGAACAUUCAAGCUGGGGCAAACAUCUGUCAUGAAUCAAGGGGUUCGAGACAAAAUCACCAGUGCAGCAAAUAGGUAUAUGACUGAGGUGCGGCGGUUGGCCCUUCCACAAAGCGAGACUGAGGCUGUCUACCAAGGUUUCCGAGAGCUUGAAGAAACACUAAUGAGUCCUAUACCUUUUGAGCCAUUCUGACUUUCCUCAACUUUUUCCCUUCUCGUGUGGAAGUUCUCAUGUGUUCCUUAGCUCAAGAUAAUGUGUAUUGCAUGAAUGAACAGAUAAUGUUAUGUUCUCUGAUUGGCAAUGCUAAAAUCACACUCUUGUGUAAUAUGCAAGGCUAGUUUCCGUCUUAUGAGAACCAUGGUGAAAUAAUAAUAUUCAUUAAUAUUUCAUAUUCUGUGAAGCAUGAGAGA